GUACUUGUACUAGUUUCAUACGAGGUUUUAGGUUUAUGCUCCCAGGAGCAACUUGGUAGAAGAAGGCCAAAACAAAACCAAAGUAAACGUAAACAAAAUGCAGAUUCUCGUUCGUCAACUACUUCAGAGAAUUUCGCGCAAACAUGUUAUCUUUCAGCGCGCAUAUUCUACAAAGAAGUUUGUUGAUAUUGGACAACCAACUCCAGCAUCUCACCCUCAGUUAAUGAAGGAAGGUGAGAUUACACCGGGGAUAACAGCUGAGGAAUACAUCUCUAGGAGAAAAAGAUUCUUGGAACUUCUCCCAGAGGGAAGUGUUGCCAUCCUUGCAGCUGCACCUGAAAAGAUGAUGACUGAUGUUGUGCCUUACCCAUAUCGACAAGAUGCUGAUUACUUGUAUAUUACCGGCUGUGAGCAACCUGGUGGUGUGGCCGUUUUGAGUCAUGAAUUUGGUUUAUGCAUGUUCAUGCCAGAAGCAUCAGCUCAUGAUGUUAACUGGAAGGGGCCAACUGCUGGAGUUCAUGCAGCAUUAGAAGUGUUCAAGGCUGAGAAAGCAUAUCCUAUGAGAAAAAUACAGGAGAUUCUUCCAGAUACGAUAUCAAGAUCUUCUAAAUUAUUCCACAAUAGGGAGGCGGCCGUUCAAACAUAAGCACAAUUGGAGGCCUUCCGAGAGGCAGAUUACCAUGGAAAAGUGACAAACCUUUCCAAACUCACCCAUGAAUUGCGUUGGAUAAAAUCACCAGCCGAGCUUAAGUUAAUGAGAGAAUCUGCAUCAAUUGCUUGCCAGGCCCUUUUGCAGACAAUGUUGCAUUCAAAGAUACAUCCUUAUGAGGGCAUGUUAUCAGCAAAGGUUGAAUAUGAAUGCAAAAUGAGAGGUGCCCAGAGAAUGGCAUUUAACCCUGUUGUUGGAGGUGGUCCUAAUGCUGCUGUUAUACAUUAUUCUCGGAAUGAUCAGAAAAUUGAGGAUGGAAAUCUUGUUUUAAUGGAUGUUGGAUGUGAGUUGCAUGGUUAUGUCAGUGAUCUUACUCGUACCUGGCCUCCCUGUGGUAGAUUUUCUCCUGUACAAGAAGAGCUUUAUGAUAUCAUACUACAAACAAACAAGGAAUGUCUGAAUCUUUGCAAGCCUGGUGCUAACCUUCUUGAAAUACAUAACUAUUCAGUUAGAAUGCUGCGGAAAGGACUUAAGGAAAUUGGAGUUUUGUAUAGUGAUAGAACUGAUCACUACAAUGAGCUGAACCCAACUUCUAUAGGUCACUAUCUGGGAAUGGACGUCCAUGAUAGUUCCAUGGUUAGUUAUGAUCGUCCUUUGGAGCCUGGAGUUGUGAUAACGAUUGAACCAGGAAUCUACAUCCCACUUUCGUUUGAUGGUCCAGAGAGGUUUCGAGGUAUUGGCAUAAGGAUUGAGGAUGAGGUUCUUAUUACAGAAACAGGCUAUGAGGUUCUUACAGGGUCAUUGCCAAAGGAAAUUAAACAUAUGGAAUCGUUGCUAAAUAAUUUCAGCCACGGAUUUGGAAUGGAGAGGGCGCUGUAACGUGAAAGCUGGAAAAUUCAGGAAGAGUGAAUUAUUGGUGAAAGAAAUUUACUUAUACAAGCAUCUAUCUU
This is a messenger RNA of Pistacia vera, 1599 nucleotides long. RefSeq names its product intermediate cleaving peptidase 55, mitochondrial. The transcript is spliced from 14 exons. Lineage: Eukaryota; Viridiplantae; Streptophyta; Magnoliopsida; Sapindales; Anacardiaceae. The record is from RefSeq and is a predicted model, not a curated record. Gene Ontology annotation, molecular function: manganese ion binding; metalloaminopeptidase activity. Gene Ontology annotation, cellular component: mitochondrion.